AUGUACUGGAGAUUCGGACACCAAAACACAUCCGUCAUCGAACACCUCCUCGAGUCUGGAAACGUCUCUCUCGAGGAGCUCCUCGAACAGGAUGAUCUUAUUCAGGAAUGCAAGGCACAGAACCCAAGGCUUAUCGAAUACCUGCGCGAACCCAAUGUUCUUCGACAGCUGCUGGGUUAUAUCAUCAGCGACGACCUCGAAGACCGUGCACGGUUCAAAUACCCAUUUAUCGCCUGUGAGGUCAUUGCUUGUGAGGUCUGGGGAAUCUUUGAAUCUGCGUUGUCGAAUAUUGAUAUGCUCGAAAAGUUUUGGGAGUUUCUCGACCGCCCUCCUCCUUUGAACCCCGUGCAGGCUAGCUACUUUGCCAAAGUCAUCGGCGUCUUUUUGAUGAAGAAAACUGGAGAUAUGCUUCAAUUUAUCAAAUCACGACCUGAAGUGGUUCCCAAGUUGUUGCUUCAUAUGUCGACUUCGUCCAUCAUGGAUCUCUUGCUCAAGAUCAUCAGCAUGGAGGAGUCACCCGAGGGCAAAGGAACAGUUCAGUGGUUGAGCGAGCAAGGAUUGAUGCCAUGGCUUGUCAACCGUCUCGACCCCAACUUUGAUGCGGAGGUUCAUUCCGUUGCGUCGCAAGUUUUGCUGGACAUUAUUGCAAUCUCACAAUCGUCUCACCCUGAGCAGCCUUCCAUUGGAACCAAUGUUUUGAUUGACGAGCUGAAGAGUGAGGUCAUAGUAACAAAGCUGGUUGGAUUCAUGCUGGAUAGAACUGCUCCUCACUCGACGUCGACACUUAUCAACGGUGUCACCAUUUUUAUCGAACUGAUCCGCAGAAACAACAGUGAUUAUGAUGUUGAGCCGCUUCCCCCAAAUUCGAACGAGACUAUCCGCGAAGCUGUGGAUUUGAGCGACCUGUUGAAGGUUUUGGCUGCCAGGAUCGAGGAUUUCAAGGACCUUCUUGUCGUUCCAAGAUCAACUGGUCCUAUUGCCACAUCCAUCGGAAACCAGACUCCCUUGGGAUUCGAGCGUCUCAAGAUUUGCGAGAUGUUUGCUGAACUUCUCCACUGCUCUAACAUGGCUGUUUUGAACUCGCGCCCCAUCAUCUCUGUCUCUCCCGACGGCACUGUCAGGGUACCGACAGUCACGGCCGAGCAGUCGUUCCUUCACCAGUCUCAACACGUCAAGGAGGAGGUGGAGGCUGCCAGGGCUGCAAAUGGAGCCGAAUCGAACAAGGAGAGCGAGGACGAGUCCAAGGAGACAAAGGUGGCUGAUGAGGCGCCAAAGGAGGCGCCAGCUUCUGAGGAGAAGAAACCCGAGGAGACUAAGACUGAGGAAACUAAGGUUGAGGAGACCAAGACUGAGGGCACUAAGACUGAGGAGACUAAGACUGAGGCAGUUGCUGAGACUAAAGGCGACGCAGAGUUAUCCGAGGAUGAUGCCGCUGCUUUGGCUGUAGACGAUCAGGCUACUCCCAGAGCAUCCCCCCCACCAGGCGCUUCUUCGACCCUCACCAGCUCUAGUGCGGCCACCCUUGGAUCCUCUCACCCACUGGAAAACGAAGUCAUGAUUCCCGUUGGCGACUUCUUGAAGAUGCAGUUUGUCGAUCACCGCAUCAUUCCCACCUGCUUUGACCUCUUUUUCCAGUUCCCAUGGAACAACUUCCUUCACACUGUUGUGUACGACAUGGUCCAUCAGGUGUUCCACCGCCCCAUGGGUGACAUUGGACGUCCUGAUAUGAACGGAACCUACAUUCCUCCCAAGGCGGACCAAGGUAUCAAGGAGGGCUGGAACAGGCGUUUGACGAUUUCCAUCUUCAAGGACGGACAGCUCACCAAGCGCAUCACCGACGCCCAGCGCCUCUGUGACUACGAGUGUGCUCAGCCAAAGGGUGUUCGUCUGGGAUACAUGGGACACUUGACAUACAUUGCGGACGAAACUGUCAAGUUACUGGAGCUCUACUCGCAGACGUCCUUGCUGCCCAUGCUCUACGAGUUUAUCGAUCUCGAGGACUGGUGGAACUAUGUUUCCAAGGUGUUGAAGGAGACCAAGGAGCGUGAUGCACAGGUUUUGGGAGGAUCGCGCCCCAAUAUCAUUGAGUCUCAUCCAUCUGGCAUGGACGAUGGCAACGAUGACGACUUUUUGGACGAUGGUGGAGAUAACUAUGGCAGCAACAACAGCUUCCUCGGUGGAGAUGGAGGUGGCGGACAAGAAGGCGAUGUCGGCAGCGAUCAGUUUGCGCGUUAUUUGAGCCAGCAGAUUACGAACAACCUCCCUGACAAGUUUGGAUCAUCGGACGAGGAUGAAGAUGACGAGGAGGGCAACUGGAUCGGAGAGUACGGCGCUGAUAGCGACUUUGAGCGUCGCCGUGCUGCAGCUGCUGCCAACACACUUGAGGAUCCCUUUGGCAACCACCAUGCUAUGGACUUUGACGACAGCGACGAUGACGAAGGUGUCGACGAGGAAGCAUGGAACUCUCCCUGGCCCAACUCGUUCGGUGAUGCCAAGGUGUCUGAGCUUGGUGCGACUCAGUUCAGUGCCACGCUGACGGACUGGUCUGAGGAUUUCCAGGAUGGCUUCACAGAGUUCAAGACUGGAGAUUCAAGUGGUGAUGGCAAGGAUGAGUUUGAUUUCCCACCGUUCAGCGUAGACACCCAGGGCGCGACUAUAGCUACUACUACAACAACAAACACUGAUACCCCUGCCUCUGGAGACGCCGAUCCUUUUGGCGAUGAGACGGCAGACCCAUUUACGACCGUUGCCGCUCCUACAUCAACAACUACAACAGAGUCAGCACCUGUUCAGGAGAGCAAGGAAUUCGAGGCGAAGGAUCAGAAGAAGGUUGAGAUGGAGGCCGUAAAACUUGCACCCAAGGUUCAUGAAACGCCCGUUAUUGAGUCUCAGGAGGAGCCUACAAUGAAGAAGACAACGGAGGAGAAGAAGGAAGACAAGAAGGACGAGGAGGAGAAGGGAAUGACCGCACCUGAGGUGGAGAUGGAGCCUGUGCCGUUGUUGGAUUCAUCAGCACCCAAGCUGGAGACGACGGUGUCUUCCGAUGAUUCUGAUCUUCCCAAGGCCUCUUCUACAUCCCCAGCAGCGGCGACGACCACAACCACAGCUACUCCAUCUACUACGGUCAAGACAAGUGAAAGUGCAAAGGAAGAUGUGGCUUCGAGCGAGCUGGCGAAGAAGGUUGAGGGAUUGGAGCUGAAUGAUAAGUGA
Messenger RNA from Linnemannia hyalina, 3210 nucleotides. The record is from the annotation of a GenBank genome assembly. Lineage: Eukaryota; Fungi; Mortierellomycota; Mortierellomycetes; Mortierellales; Mortierellaceae.